This is a messenger RNA of Ctenopharyngodon idella (grass carp), 1653 nucleotides long. RefSeq names its product cyclin-dependent kinase 4 (gene cdk4). The record is from RefSeq and is a predicted model, not a curated record. Gene Ontology annotation, molecular function: ATP binding; cyclin-dependent protein serine/threonine kinase activity; cyclin binding. Gene Ontology annotation, cellular component: cyclin-dependent protein kinase holoenzyme complex; nucleus; cytoplasm. Gene Ontology annotation, biological process: protein phosphorylation; signal transduction; regulation of G2/M transition of mitotic cell cycle. The transcript has 8 exons. NCBI's taxonomy places the organism in Eukaryota, Metazoa, Chordata, Actinopteri, Cypriniformes, Xenocyprididae. Bases 240 to 1133 code for a protein of 297 amino acids.
GUGUCGCUCCGCCCUAAAUCAGACAGGAAGUGAAUUGAGACAGACUAAGAACAGGCCAGAGUUUUACACACACUUUCAUGAAAUAAACUCAUGAAACAUCAGCUGAACACAUCACCGCACAACACUCACAUCUGACGCGCCGCAGACGGAAGAAACUCCGCGCGUGAGAUGAGAUUAGAUAUGCACGGUACUCUUCUGAACUAGUUUAACCAGCUCUGCACACGAGGAGAAACGUGGUGAUGGAGCAGGAGAGCAUAGUGCAGUACGAGCCAGUGGCGGAGAUCGGCGGCGGCGCUUACGGUACCGUGUACAAGGCUCGUGAUCGAGACAGCGGGCAGUUUGUGGCUCUGAAGAGUGUGAGAGUGCAGACCAAUCAGGACGGCCUUCCUCUGUCCACGGUCCGAGAGGUGGCACUGCUCAAGCGGCUGGAGCAGUUCGACCACCCCAACAUCGUCAGGCUCAUGGACGUGUGCGCCACGCUGAGAACAGACCAGGAGACAAAAGUGACUCUAGUGUUUGAGCACGUGGAUCAGGACCUCAGGACGUACCUGGAGAAAGUGCCGGCGCCCGGACUGCCCAUCCACCAGAUCAGAGACUUGAUGCAGCAGUUGCUAUGUGGUUUGGCGUUCUUGCACUCGAAUCGGGUUCUCCAUCGGGAUCUGAAGCCGGAAAACAUCCUGGUGACCAGCAGAGGGCAGGUGAAACUGGCCGACUUUGGUUUGGCGCGGAUCUACAGCUGCCACAUGGCGCUCACACCAGUGGUUGUGACGUUGUGGUAUCGCUCUCCUGAAGUGCUGCUCCAGACCACAUACGCCACACCUGUGGACAUCUGGAGCACCGGCUGCAUCUUCGCUGAGAUGUUCAGACGCACACCGCUCUUCUGUGGAGAUUCAGAGGUGGACCAGCUGGGGAAGAUUUUUGCGGUGAUCGGCCUGCCGUCUGAAGACGAGUGGCCGACUGAUGUCACUCUGUCCCGUCAGAACUUCAGCCCUCAAAACCCUCAGCCAAUCACAGACUGUGUUCCUGAGAUCAGCGAGAAGGGGGCGAAGCUCUUGCUGGAAAUGCUGACCUUCGACCCGCUGAAGCGAAUCUCUGCGCUGAAUGCUUUGGAGCAUCCGUUCUUUACAGAAUGAGCGUUUCAUUCCCAUCAUUCACUGCAGCCUGGGACCAUCGAGAGUUCUUCUCUGCCUCAUACUUAAGAACUGAAUAGUCAACCAUGCCCGUUUGUGUGUGUAAACGUGUUCGUCUGUGACUCGUCUGUGAGCGGUUUCACUGCCUGUGUGGAGUGUUGUACAUGAUGAGGAGGAUUUGAGUGUCCUAUUCGCCUGUGAUGAUAGACCUGAACUAUUUCUCUUCCUUUACAGGGGAUCAUUAUCAUUAGCAGGUGUAAACUGCCUUCCACUCUUAUCUCUCAUCCAGCAUCUGAUUCCACAGCUGCUCUGUUUGUUUCCACAGAGAAAAUAGAUAAACCAGAUAAACCGGCCCCUGAAGCUCACUGAUCUCAAACCAAGAACUGCUAACAUCAGGGGUCGGGGGUCACGUCCUCACUGCGUAAAGUCUGACGCAAAACCAAACGACCAUAAGCUGUCCACACCAACUUCACCAUUUCUAUUCUUUCCCAUCCAACUGAAAUAAAAUGCUUUCAUUUAUAAA